AUGCUUCCAACACCAUCCACCUCACAUGUGGCAUUCGAUAGAGUAUAUGAACCGGCUGAGGACUCAUACCUAUUGCUUGACACUCUUUCUUCCGAUACCGAGAAGGCCUUCCUCCACGAGCGCUUCCAGGACAACCCAAACGCUGGCGGAUCUCCCUCGCCGGCGCCGCUCGUGGUUGAAAUCGGAAUUGGAUCUGGCGUUGUGCUCGCUUUCCUCCACGCACACGCAGAGACAAUCCUUGGACGCUCUGAUAUACUCACGUUUGGUGUUGAUGUGAACCGUUUCGCCUGCAAGGCAACCGAGCAAACAGUUAGAGUGGUGGAAACCGAGCAUUCGGCCCAGGGCGUGUCCCAUGGCUUCUACUUGGGUAAUGCCAUCGGAGACCUCGCUCUGUCACUGAAGCCCCGAGAAAUUGAUGUUUUGGUCUUCAAUCCACCAUACGUACCGACUGCAGAGCUGCCUAGCCUACCGGAGGAGUCGAGCUCGAAAGUUUCAUCUCACGACAACGACUCGCAUCUGCUGGCUCUGUCCUAUGCCGGAGGUACAGAUGGAAUGGAAACAACCGAUCGCCUGCUGGAAACUCUGGACAGUGUCCUGCAUGCGAAACGAGGCUGUGCCUACGUCUUACUGUGUGCUCAAAAUCAACCGGAAAAGGUGCAGCAGAGGAUCAGAAACUGGGGAAGUGGAUGGAGAGUAGAAAGGGUGGGAAGCAGUGGGAAGCAAGCUGGAUGGGAGAAGCUCCAAAUCAUCAGGAUAUGUCGUAUACCAACGGCGCGCGUAGAGUAA
Messenger RNA from Drepanopeziza brunnea f. sp. 'multigermtubi' MB_m1, 786 nucleotides. RefSeq lists its product as uncharacterized. Lineage: Eukaryota; Fungi; Ascomycota; Leotiomycetes; Helotiales; Drepanopezizaceae. Gene Ontology annotation, biological process: methylation. Gene Ontology annotation, molecular function: protein methyltransferase activity; S-adenosylmethionine-dependent methyltransferase activity; nucleic acid binding. The record is from RefSeq and is a predicted model, not a curated record. Gene Ontology annotation, cellular component: eRF1 methyltransferase complex.